This is a messenger RNA of Penaeus monodon (black tiger shrimp), 1733 nucleotides long. RefSeq lists its product as uncharacterized. The transcript is spliced from 7 exons. The record is from RefSeq and is a predicted model, not a curated record. NCBI's taxonomy places the organism in Eukaryota, Metazoa, Arthropoda, Malacostraca, Decapoda, Penaeidae. The coding region runs from base 820 to 1581 and encodes 253 amino acids.
AUCUAUCUCCGUAAAUAAAAGAACCCAAGAGCAUUACGUCUCCUCUGGCGUCAGCAUAAGUCUGUGGGACAAGUUUUUCAAACCUCCUCUUGUGGUUUUGUCAUCGCAUCCUCUUGCUUGAAUUUCGGGUUCACUUUAUAAAGCGAAUGUCAGAAGAAAGAGAGUAAAAAGAAGAUAAGAAAAAAAAGACGACGAAGAAGAAAGAGAAGAGAAAGAAAGCGUAAGGAAGGAUAAAAAACGAAAAAGAGAAGAUAGGAAAUUAAGAAAAGGAAUUGGAAUGAGAUGAUGAAAUAUUACUAGAAAAGAGAGAAAAAAAGAAAGAAAGAAAAGGAAGAAGAGAGAUAUGAAUAAAGAGUCGAGGAAUAAGAAGGAUGAUACUAAAUAGGAAGAAAUGAAGAGCGAAACGAAGAGGCCGAGGGAGGGCCAUCCAGCCGCGUGUCUCCGUCGGCCGCCCACUCCUCCCAGUCCGAUCAGCCGCCGCUAUCAACAGGCUGGCUCGAUGCCACGCGACGCUCGAAGAACAUGCUAUCCCCCGUGGCGCCCGUCGGCUGGAAUUCCGACGGGCUUGGAAUGGGAAUGCCGACCAAACGCGCGACUCUCGAGGGACCCGCCGCCGUGCGCUCCCCGCAGGCGCUGGUGUCGGCAGCGAGGCCGCGGUGGCACCGAGCUCCCAGUGCCGCGACGCAAAGGACAGGGUGCUGGUGUCGUGUCUCGGCUCCUCACGGCUUCGGGGCAUUCGUGACUCGAGAGCAGUCGCUGUGAUUACCUUUAUUUUGCCGAAAUCACCUGACUGGACUCGCGAACCCUGUGCAGGCCGCAAUGAGCCAGGCAGUGCCGCCGCCGCCGCCGUCCUACGAGGAGGCCAUGCUCGGGCGGCCGGCGGAUCCAGCGGCCUCGACGAUGCCUCCGCUGACGACGUGCAACACCAUGCAUGAUUAUGUGCAGUCAUCAUCGGCAGCCCCGGCGGCACCGUCCGUGCCUUCCACCAGCAUCCCCCCCACCUACUGGACCUACCACGGCUUGGACCAACUCGCGAACCUCCACCAAGUGUGCGUCAGCGAUCGUAAACAUGACAGCUACCGAGUGACCGACACAACGAAGACUUUACUCUUCACAGCCGCCUUAGAGAUGGAGUCCGUGUGCCUAUGUUGCUCCUCAGAGAAAGGGCCUGGAAUGAACUUCUUCCUCCUCACCAGCACCGAUCAAAAGGUCCUGCUGGGUAAUCGAAUUAAGAGUCAAAUGUGCUGUGCCUUUCCAGUUGAGACUGUAACCGUCAGCCGGCCUCCAGAUGUCAAAAUAGGAACAGUUGAAGGACAUAGCAAGAACUUCGCCUUAAAGAAUGCCUCAGGAGAUAUCCUUUGCAACCUGGAGAUGAAAGACCGUGGUUGCUGUGACUGUAGUGACAAGGUAUACCAGGUGGUGCCCUCUUCAGCACCUUACAGCCAAGGCUUAGUUGAAAUUCAUUGUGACGGUUGCAUGAUUACCUUCCCCUCUGAUAUGGAUGUCAUCUCAAAAGCUCUGCUAAUCUGCUUUGCUAUUAAUUUGCUAUAUUCAAGAGAAGAAGACAGAAAACAGGACUGAAUCAUGUGUACAUUUUUAUAUGUAAAUAUAUAUUUUUUUAGAUUUAAGAAAAAGCCUUGUUACUGGUAAAGCGCAUUUGUAUUUAACAUGUAGAAUGGCAUCUAUUUUUUUAUAUAUGUGAGAAUUUUUCAAAAUAUAUGACCUGAAAAGUA